This is a messenger RNA of Lactuca saligna, 432 nucleotides long. The record is from the annotation of a GenBank genome assembly. Lineage: Eukaryota; Viridiplantae; Streptophyta; Magnoliopsida; Asterales; Asteraceae.
AUGGGAAGUGGUCCAGUUGUUGAUCUGUUACCAGUAUCAUUAUCUGGAGGAACUGCUGUUCUUUUUACUUAUCCACUUGAUUUAGUUAGAACUAAAUUGGCUUACCAGUUAAAAUUGUGCAGAAGCAUUUCUUAUGUUACAGUUGCUGCUCAUGCAGAUCACACAAGCAGGAGGAAAUUAGCACUUUUCCAGGUUCCUUUGUUACUAGGCAUUGGGGAAGAAGAUACAGUCCUGACUAAGGCAACUGAAAGUGGCGAUAUUGAUCUUGUUUAUCUUGUUCUCUUUCAUAUAUGGCAGAAGAGACCAGCAUUGGAAUUAUUUGGAAUGAUACAAGCUAGACCUAUUGCGCAUGAUCUAUUCAUACGAGACUCAAGGUAUCAUAUUUUGGCAUGGCUAGAAGCUUUAGAGGAAACGAGAAUCAAGCAAAAGUAA